This is a messenger RNA of Limulus polyphemus (Atlantic horseshoe crab), 1198 nucleotides long. RefSeq lists its product as uncharacterized. The transcript is spliced from 3 exons. NCBI's taxonomy places the organism in Eukaryota, Metazoa, Arthropoda, Merostomata, Xiphosura, Limulidae. Bases 13 to 558 code for a protein of 181 amino acids. The record is from RefSeq and is a predicted model, not a curated record.
UAUUUAGGACAUAUGGAUUGUUCCAAGUAUACAGAUAUUUGGUCACAUGGAUUGUUCCAAGUAUACAGGUAUAUAGACACGUGGAUUGUUCCAAGUAUACAGGUAUUUGGACACGUGGAUUGUUCCAAGUAUACAGGUAUUUGGACAUAUAGAUUAUUCCAAGUAUACAGGUAUUUAGACACAUGGAUUGUUCCAAGUAUACAGGUAUUUGGACAUGUGGACUGUUCCAAGUAUACAGGUAUUGGUACACGUGGAUUGUUCCAAGUAUACAGGUAUUUGGACACGUGGAUUGUUCCAAGUAUACAGGUAUUUGGACACAUAGUUGUUCCAAGUGUACAGGUAUUUGGACACGUGGAUUGUUCCAAGUAUACAGGUAUUUGGACACGUGGAUUGUUCCAAGUAUACAGGUAUUUGGGCACGUUGAUUGUUCCAAGGAUACAGGUAUUUGGACACAUAGAUUAUUCCAAGUAUACAGGUAUUCGGACACAUAGAUUGUUCCAUGUCACCACUCAGGGGACCCUAUGUCUUCCAUAUGUGUUGAACGGGUACAUCAUCUAGUAUGCAACAUUCAGAAAUGAGUUUCUCUAAAAGUAACCUACUGUUCCAUCAACGGGAGAAGCCUCAAUAACACAAAAUAAUAAACAUAAAAGUGAGGGAAAAUUUUUGUUAAGUAGUUUUUAUACUUUAGAAAAUGUUUAUAAUGACUGAUCUGGUUAUUUUUGAUGCAUUAAAAUAGUUGUUUUAAAACAUUUCCAAUUACUUCAACUAAAAACAUGAAUUGCAUGGCUGUCAAAGUGAUGGAGAUAAUACCUCUCUAUAUCACCUCUAUGUGUUAACAUAUAAAAAAUACUGAAAGUGAUACAGAAAAACUAUAAAAAAAAUUUCAAGUUAUCAACAGUUAUAUGUACAAACAAAGCCACUAAUGUUUCAAGUAACAUGUUGCAUUAUACAGAAAUCCAAGUCUUCACUAACCCUCUUACUAAACAACGUGUCUGUUCUACUAUGAAAGAUGUGUACAUAGAGUGGUUCAUCUUCUGAUUCUGUAGGAUUUGUUAUCUUUAGAAACUGCAAUUUUCCAUGUCAAAAAUAAAAUUCAUUCUUAAAAAAUUUCAAUCACUCAACAUGACUUAUCACACACUAUAUUUGUAUUAUUCUAAAUAACUAUACUUAAAAUAUUUUUCUUUGUUAUUCAGAUUAA